CAGCUGACUGAAGCAGGGAAGCCGAGCCAAUCAGAGGCCGCUUUCCUAGCUCUGUCACCAGUCUGUGGUUGAGGAAGGCUUUUGCUUCUUAUGCUCUGUAUAAGGGGAGGCAGAUAAAAUGCCAGGUCUGGACUGCCUCUGGGGAUAACCUCACCCUGUGGGAUGUGAAUGAAUAGCAUCUUGCCUGCUAAAUUUCCAGGGAUUGAUAAGGCAAGGCGCAGUUUUCCCAAAGAGGCCUUUUUCUUUUUUAGCUCUGGCUGUGGUUUCUGCAGCAGAUUUGUUUUUGCCUUAAAAGAGGUGCUGUGGAUUGUCAGACCUCCAUGUAUGACAGUUUGUACCUGCAUGGAGUUGAAGACUCGGAGGCUGAAGAAUAAUGUGAUGUGUUACCCAAGAUGGUGUGAACAGAGCUUCAAGCCAAUGGAGAAGACUAGGCCCAAAUAGCUGAGCCGGUGGAGUGCCAGAUAAAGCCACACCUGGAGUGCCACAUCCUCGGCAGUCCCUCUCAGGGCCAAUGCAUUUAUGGCUGGUUCAGCAGAUUCCUAUACAAGCAGGCCGUCGGAUUCCGAUGUCUCUUUGGAAGAGGACCGGGAAGCGAUUCGGCAAGAGAGAGAACAGCAAGCAGCUAUCCAGCUUGAGAGAGCUAAGUCCAAACCUGUAGCAUUUGCCGUGAAAACGAACGUGAGCUACUGCGGCGCCCUGGAUGAGGAUGUGCCCGUUCCCAGCACAGCCAUCUCCUUUGACGCCAAGGACUUUCUUCACAUCAAAGAGAAAUAUAACAACGAUUGGUGGAUAGGAAGGCUGGUCAAAGAGGGCUGCGAGAUUGGCUUCAUCCCAAGUCCGCUGCGGCUGGAGAACAUACGCAUUCAGCAAGAGCAGAAAAGGGGCCGAUUUCAUGGCGGGAAAUCGAGUGGAAACUCUUCCUCCAGUCUCGGAGAAAUGGUGUCAGGGACGUUUCGAGCGACCCCCACAACAACAGCAAAACAGAAGCAGAAAGUGACGGAGCACAUCCCUCCCUACGAUGUUGUGCCGUCCAUGCGCCCGGUGGUGUUAGUGGGGCCAUCCCUGAAAGGUUAUGAGGUAACAGACAUGAUGCAGAAAGCCCUCUUUGAUUUCCUGAAGCACAGGUUUGAUGGGAGGAUAUCAAUAACAAGAGUGACAGCUGACAUUUCUCUUGCUAAGAGGUCUGUCCUCAACAAUCCCAGCAAAAGAGCAAUCAUUGAACGCUCCAACACCAGAUCCAGCUUAGCGGAAGUACAGAGUGAAAUUGAAAGAAUUUUUGAAUUGGCGAGGUCUUUGCAACUGGUUGUUCUUGACGCAGACACCAUCAACCACCCAGCACAGCUUAUCAAGACGUCCUUAGCCCCCAUCGUUGUUCACGUGAAAGUCUCCUCUCCGAAGGUUUUACAGCGGCUGAUUAAGUCCAGAGGAAAGUCUCAGAGCAAACACUUGAAUGUUCAACUGGUGGCAGCCGAUAAACUGGCCCAGUGCCCUCCUGAAAUGUUUGAUGUUAUAUUAGAUGAGAAUCAGCUGGAGGAUGCGUGUGAGCAUCUGGGCGAGUACUUGGAGGCAUACUGGCGUGCCACCCACACAAGCAGUAGCACCCCCAUGACCCCAUUGCUGGGGAGGAAUGUGGGCUCCACAGCCCUUUCACCAUAUCCCACAGCGAUCUCUGGAUUACAGAGUCAGCGAAUGAGGCACAGCAACCAUUCUACGGAGAAUUCUCCCAUUGAGAGACGAAGCCUAAUGACCUCUGAUGAAAAUUACCACAACGAGAGGGCUCGUAAGAGUAGGAACCGCUUGUCCUCCAGCUCCCAGCACAGCCGAGACCAUUACCCUCUGGUGGAAGAAGAUUACCCCGACACGUACCAGGACCCUUACAAGCCCCAUAGGAACCGAGGCUCGCCUGGGGGAUACAGCCAUGACUCCCGACACAGGCUUUGAGGCUGCCGGAACAAACAAACAAAACUACUCAUCUGUUGACAAUUUGCCAUAGCACUGCUAGGAUAAAUCAAUCAUCUUAAUUUGGCAAGCACAGCACAGCAUCUGCUGUGCGGUGGGCUGCGGUCAUUUGAUCUAAGGGGCAAGAAUUAAAUAGAAAUACUUUAUGCCCUUGAGUCUAGAUGGGUAUUCGAUGCCCAGUCAUAUAGGUAUUUUUAAGUGCUACAUUUACAUGAUAACAGUACCUUUUGUUUUCUUCAUAGAUUUUAGACACAUCAAUUUGUAAUUUAGGGUACUUAUCAAGGCACAUAUAAAAUAAUUUCCCGUGUAGGAAAUUCCAAAUGACCAGUUCCAGUUGGAACCAAUUUAUAAACCAAUUCCUGUUGGAAUUUGGGAGAAUUGACUGGAAAGUCUACUUGAGCAUGUUGAAAUCAAUUGAAAAAUCAGAAAAAAAAAACCCAAUAAGAAAAUCAAAAUAUUAAUAGAAACCCAAAACCAGCUGUGGUAUUUAUUUGCUGAAAGCUAAAUUUCUACUUCAAGUUGGAAAGUGUAAACAUUUUAAUAAUAUGUUAAUGUUGCCAGAAUGGCUUUUCAACCUUACCAAAUGUAUUGAUAGUGCCAAAAAUCUCAGAAAUCUUAAUGCAGAAAUUAUAUAAUCGCCUCAGAUUCUAAUAUUUUUAUUUUUCCUGAUACAGCUGUCGUAUUCCAAGUUAUUUUGCUUUCUGUUCAGUCAGUACUGUUAGUCAGUUCGAAGCUAACAAAAUAAGGGGGAAAGGAGUUUAUUGGCAAUGAGAAUAAGAAAGAGAAACCCAGGCAUGGCUAGUUACAGGACAUGGGAAAUGAGGUGCUGUUUCUCCUGUAAUCAGUCUGUGUACAACUACACACAUCUGGAGAUCUGAAGUCAGAUAGCAGAGAUGUGGCCAGGCCUUCCUGGGACAAAGGCAGUCGGCUCCAGAUGGGAAGUCAUCUGUGCCACCACACCCAACCCUGGCACAGGAGUUCUGCCAGCAUAGCUCAGUGUCCUUCCCUGACUACAUUCAGUAUCUGUCUUUGACUAUAAAUAAUGUUUUAGGAAUACACCACAGUUUUUAAAUCAAACUAACAACCUUUUUUUGUUUGUUUUUCAUGGACAUAAUCAAAUUUGGUACUGAAAGUUACGUUUUCGCAAGAAAAACUAAUUGGGAAAAGUUAAAACACUGAAUUAAAAUCUUGCAGGAAGUAAGGCACUUUUAACGUGGGGCCCUAGAGAAUUUGGGGACUGCUGUGUUUCAGUGCUAGUGAACAGCCUUUAGAUUUCCAAUGAGUGUAUAUUUGGAAUUGGUGACCCAUAUCCUAAAGAUUAAAGAAGACUUUAAUCCAAGAAAUUAUUGAAAUUGACUCUUUUAUACAAGAAACAAAUGUCUUUAUGAAAGGACUUGUUUCUAAAAUGACACAAUGCAUGUGUUUUCUAAAACCCCAACUGAAGCUAGACAUAAAGGUCUCUUUCUACUAACAAAUGCCUUCAAGUCAAUGUUUUGAAAACAAGUACAAUUAACUUUAUAUUGUUAUUUUCUUCCAAAAUUUCAAGACCUGGGCCCUCAAAGCCAUGUAUCAGUUCAUUCAUUUUCCUGAUUGAGAGAAAACGUUUCCUAUUCUUGACCAGUUGUUCAUAUCUCUAGUCCCCUCGACCUCAUGUGCCCUCCCCUCGUCUUGACUGUAUGUGCACCCCGUCAUGUACCUGCUCACCUGAUAAUGAGGCUGCCCGAGAUCUUGUAAGUAAUCUCACACAUUUGAGACAUUUGAACAUGGCCUCAGUCAAAUAUACAAGCUGACAUCUGAUCCCGGCUUGCCAUCUCUUUUGUCAUCUAGCGAAGCUUACAGAAUUUUCUGUUAAGACAUUUAAGAGAGCUGUAUUCAUUGGGCUCUUUAUUAAGCAUAUAAUCUUCCAUUACUGAAUACUUUGUUAGAGCACAGAAGAGCAAUCUCCAGCAAACAAACUCUAUUUAUUACAUGUAUAGCACAUAUUUGCAUGAGAAAGAAAACAUUAGCCAAACAUUUUCCUGUAUGCUUUUACUGGUUUCUUGUUUGUGUGCAUAAAAGCAUUCAAUUGCGGAGAGUACACUCGGGUGUAUAAAUUUAGAAUAGACUGCUGUUCAGCUUUUUCUGCAGUAGCAUUAGCAAUUUGGUCAUUUAACUACUUUAAGAUAUUUAUAUUUUAUGGCAGGUAGCUGUAACAGCACUUACAUAUACUUCCUAGUGAACAAAGGUACCAUUUCUUUCAACUUUGAAGAUUCACUUGUUUUUCAAACCUCUCCAGCUUUUCUUUUUCCCCUUUUUGCUCUUCCAUGUCAUGCUGAAAGAGGGAGGCCCAUUUAAUCUGUACACAAAACUCAUCCAUCAUUAGCCAUCAAAAGUUCAUACCUAGUUUGCUUUGCAGUCCUGUCCAAAAGCUAAUAACAUUUAAAAGGGUAAAAUGUAUCUUUUUGAUGGAUGUAUUUACUAUUUCAUUUUAAUUUGGCAUAUCUUUCAUCUUCCUCCUCUAAGUUUCUCUCCUCCAAAAGAAGAAGAGAUAUGACUCUUACUUUCCUUUUAAAUGCUCAGAGUUGCUUGUGUAAAUGACAGAAAUCCAAAUAUAUACCAAAUAAAAGUUUUACUUUUGUGCAAUAUACCAAGAACCUCUAAGAAAUUCCACAGUUACUUUGUUUUAAUUCAUUUCACUCAAAAUGGCAAAUUAUGACAAGCAAGAGAACUAUUUCUGCAUCAUUGGAGGCUGUUUUCACUUACAGAAUAAAUCACGGUAGAAUUCUGUGGUUCUUUAUGAUCAGUAAUAAUGCAGACUCAUCCAGCUAUGAGGAACUGUAGUCCUGGGAAAGGAAGAAAUGCGCUUUGUGGGUCCUUGUGCUUAUUCCCAAGGUUAUACUGUUACGCCACCAUCAUAAUCAACACUGUUACCUUGUUUAUGCUAACACUUAAAACAAAGCCUAGUAGUGUUUACGAUUUGCUCUCAUCUCUAUAUAGCUCUGAUGGGGAGAUUUGGAUUGCUAGCGAUUAGAGGCAUGGUUGUCCUAAAAAGACUCUGAAUUGUGUGGCUAUUCAAAUCAUUGCAUUUCAUCCUUAAUGGAAUGAGUUUGAAAGUCUGAAACAAAUUGAGACAACAAUUAGUUCUACUUUAAAUGGUGUGUUAUUUACUCCAAUUUAUUAUUGUUGUUUGCAGAAAUGUAUUUUUGGAAUGUUAACCUCUUCAUACCUGCAUACUUGAACUUGUCUUUUGUGUGGGGGCCUUAAAUUUCAUAAUAGAAGAAUGGGGGAAACAAAAGGGGAAUGAAGACAAGGAGACUGUGGCAAAAGAAGCUCGCCAUCUUCAGCUCUUUAAAUGAACAAGAUAUGGAGACAGUAUGUCUCCAAGAUAUGGAGACAGCAUGUUAGUUAAGAAUGUUCUAGGCAACCUUAAUUUGCAAGCUAGUAUAUUUUCUUAUAUAAUUUUAUUUUGCUAUUUGCUAAAAACAGAAGAACACAAUACCAACAUACAAACUGCCCUAUCUCUCUGAUGAUAUGUGCACUACCUCUUCUCUAGAGAAAACAGUCUAUCUGUAAAGGGAAACGUCCUGGUUGUAGAGCGCUUGUUCUGACAACUUUGCCGCAGUUGAUGCUUAAAGGUGUUGAGAUACAGCUGCCCUGUAGAUUUACAUGGUGUUCAAAUGCUUUCACCAUGAUUUCAUUUCCAUGUCAGUAAGAUUUUCUUGGCAUUGAUUUAUGACUUAUCAUGACAUGAGUUUAAGAAGAAGCCAUCCUAGGAAAGAAAGCAAACUGAAAGGAACUAACUCUGUGUGCAAAGGGUGGCCUAUAGGUCUGAGGAAGAGAACUUCAGAGACCUGCUGUUUUAAAGGCAGAGCUGGUUGGUCCUCGCCUUGUGUGGGCAAGGAGGGUGUGUUGUAGCCACUUACUGGGUGUGGAUCUGCACUGUCUAGAACUCUCAUGUAAUUAGAACAAAAGUCUUAUCAAUGUUUCAAAUAAAUGCUUCUGUAACCCUUAUUCCUUUAUAUUUGCCUUUGUCUUUCAUGACAGUGUUACACUUUUUAAUUAUAUAAAACUCAUCCUUGAAUAACCACGAGUGAAAACUUUACAGGAAAUUAUGUAACAAAAUGUGUUUUAUUAGUCCCUUAUAUCUUUAAACAUUGUCAACACUGUAACUGUUAUCUAGGCUAUCGACUUCAGCUGUGUCUGUGUGGCAUCCACCAGUCCUUCUCUUUGAAAUCAUAAUGAUGAUUAAACCAGUCAACGUAAGAGCUGUUAGGUGGACAUAAAGAAUAACUUCUUGUUGAGUUGAGAAAUCUAGUUAAUCGAAAUAGCAAAACUAGCUCAUUUGGGCAGAUAGCCACAGCAUUCAGAAAUAAAUCUUCAAGAUUUCUUCUUGUGUUAAAAGAGUCUUUCUCCAAUGAAAUGCACCCUCUGAUAGCAAUGUUUUUAUCUACUUGUAGAUAAUUUAAUUCCAAAUGCUGCAUGUCAUGAAAGUAUAUUAUGAGGAGAUUAGAAAGUAUCUCAUCGGAUAAUCUUAAUUAAGGGCUGUAGCUCCCACUUGCCAUAAAUACAUAUAAAUAAGAGGGAACAGUGCUGAGCUUUGGGGAGUUAUAAUUUUCCAUGAAUCUUUCUUUUUGGUGGAUGUAAAAUGUUCACACAGAGAGGGAAGAAAAUGUCACCAGUGAAUUCAAAAUAGUUUAAGGAAUACACUGAUUCUUCCUCGUUUGAAAGUUGUAAAGAGUUAAAAUGGGAGCUGGGAGCUGACAGUAACAGGCCUCUAGCUUUUCAAGCAUUCUGAGUUAUAUUUUGAACACUUCACUCUCCCAACAAAUGGCUAUAUCUAUAUUUAUGCAGGGGCCUUUCUCGCCCUACUCGCAUGCCGCCUCACACACUUCACCGAGAUCAGUGUGAAUUCCGUAUGCACAGGGAUAUUACCGACGCGGGGUCAUUAAUGCUAUAUUGUUGCAUACUAUUUUUUAUAUGCCUUACAAUAUUUUCUGGGAUGUUAUCAAAAUGAAAGCAUUUUAUUGCCAAAACAAACCUAUGUUGUUACUUCUGCAUUAGCAGUAGAAAAAUAAUGUAGCAAAAAUAUAUAUUGUACAGUACAAAAUUAUAAUAUAUAUAUAUAUAUUUUGCCAAUAAAUGAAAAUAGAUUGAGGAGAAAGAAGCACAUUUGUUAUAGCACAAACUUACAACAAAACCCACUGUUAAAUUUGGCAGUCCUGUUUUUAGAAGUACGUAGAUUUGGUUCUGUGUUUUAUCAUAUUUAUUUCAUCUCUCAUCUUUGCAACUUUGCUGCUUGAUGUUUUCCAGCAACUUAUUUCAUAGCCUUCGAUCUGUGAGUGUAAUUUACUUAUUUUUUCCUUACAUAAAACAUAGGAAUUUUAGUUUGUGUUAAGACUCAUACUAUAUUACUAUAUUUUCUGUUCUUGUUUCUCCUCCUUUGUUAACAAAUGGCACACAGUUGAGCUCACGGCUCCUCUGGGCUUUGGAUGUUUGAAAGUUUAUGUUUUUCCCAGCCUCAAGUUAGAGAUCAGUAAAAUGUCCCCAUGGAAAAAUAUUAAGUAGGGGAUUUGUUUUGUUUUGUACUUGAUACUAUUGAAGCAUAAGUUAACGCCAUUAGCUGUAUUUUUUUAAGUGGUGGGAGGGAAUAAAAAAAUAACAUUACUAAUAGGAAACAUACUAAAAAUAAUAAUGGUGAAAUGAUAUAAAAAGAUUCCCCCCUAUUCCGAGGGCUGUUGAUAAUCCCAGGCUAUUCCUACGUCUCUGCUGAUGUGGUCGGGAAAAUGCCUUUGUCAAAUAACUUUCCUUUUAUUUUGGUUAUUUAUUUUCAUAAUUUGUCCCUUUCGUUUUUGUUAUAUAGGUAUGCAUAGCGUUCUGCAAGGCAUGCUGGGUAAAAUACACUAUGCAAAUGUAUGUGCUGCAUGCUUUGUUCCUUCUGCUCUAGUGGCUUCCAAGAAAAAAAUGUGGUGUUAUUUUUGUGAACAAAGACAUUUAACAAAGAAAAUGCAGAGUGCAUGCAUACAGUAUCCUAAUUUCUAUGGAUUUGUUUUAUGGAAUUUAAAUGUGUACAAAAAACUGCAUUCAUUUUUUUCUUUUAUAUAAUAAAUUAAAAAAAAAUACUGAAACCAGCAUUCUACCUCUCAUUUAUAUUCUGGAAAUGUACAGAGGAAAUGCCAGA
This is a messenger RNA of Microtus oregoni (creeping vole), 8116 nucleotides long. RefSeq names its product calcium voltage-gated channel auxiliary subunit beta 4 (gene Cacnb4). The record is from RefSeq and is a predicted model, not a curated record. The transcript has 14 exons. Gene Ontology annotation, cellular component: voltage-gated calcium channel complex. NCBI's taxonomy places the organism in Eukaryota, Metazoa, Chordata, Mammalia, Rodentia, Cricetidae. Gene Ontology annotation, biological process: neuromuscular junction development; calcium ion transmembrane transport; chemical synaptic transmission. Gene Ontology annotation, molecular function: protein binding; high voltage-gated calcium channel activity. Bases 520 to 1941 code for a protein of 473 amino acids.